AUGAGGGAAGCUGCGCAUGGUGGUGAGUGCGAAAAAAGGGGAAGUGCCGUGAUACAUGGCAAUGAACGAAGCAACGAGGGUGUAAGCAGGACGAUGCCCCUUGAUCUGGCUCGCUACCACGGGGAAGAAGGCGACUGUGGAGAAGAACGGGGACACCUUAGAAGGACUUUUGUGUACAUGGAACGGACAGAUGAGCCACCCGAUGGGUGCAUAAAGCUCAUAUUAAAUUUUAAAAAACUAAAGUUAAGAAGCGAACAAGAUUUUGCCCAAAUGGUACGUCAAAAACGUCCAACCAUAUUGGAUGCCCUAAAAAAGGCAGAGGCGGGAAUAGGAGCAGCUACCAUUAGCAACAUAGGGAUACCUUCCCGAAAGAACAAAAACGUUCAAUCAGGAAAAUGUGAUAACCAGGAAGAGGCAAAAAAUUUAAUUGUGUGGGAAUUGGAUCUAUCCUGCAAUUACUUUAUACACCUCUCCAUUGACAACCUUCUGUGUGUUCUUAUCCAGAAUGAAAUAAUUAGCGAGGGGAGUGUUUUAAAGGUGAACAAUUUAAAAACAAUAAACAUACGAAAAAAUCUUUUAAUUCUUUUUCCCUACUGGUUGAAAUACAAAUUGGAGAAUCUGCUUCAUUUGUGUUUAUCGCAUAAUGAGAUUUGCGAACUGCCGCCCAUGGAUGGUGCGCCUACGCCUGCUGAAAUGGAGACACGUCCAGCAUGCGCAAUUAACGUGGAGAGAGAUCCUCUCUUCGUAGCCGAGACGAAGGGAGAAUACCCUGGUGAAGAAGGGGCACUGAAUUGGCAAGCACCAAAUUUGACUCACCUUUAUUUACAAAACAACAAAAUUACGUCUCUCCAUUUUGUUAAGUACUUACUCAAUGGGCACAAAAAUAUUUCCUACAUAAAUAUCAGUUUUAAUAGAAUAAAGUCGUUAAGUGACUUCCCCUUUUUGGCAAAUUUGAAGCAAUUCGAUUUAUCCUUUAACAUGCAAUUGUCAUGCCUGCGUGGUGGCGAAGAAGUUGAGCGCAAAAGGGUGAAUAAUCUUCUCAGUGUGUAUGAUCACGAAGGCGAAGGUGAACAGAACGGCCACGCGAGAAGCAAUUUUUUUAACAUCCCCUUACGUGGCGAUAAAAAGUCGAGUCAUCACAACCUUUUUGUUACGUUAAAGUAUUUUUUCCCCAAUUUGGAAAGCAUUAAUUUGAAACACACACCAUUGCUUAGCAUUUAG
Messenger RNA from Plasmodium inui San Antonio 1, 1221 nucleotides. RefSeq lists its product as hypothetical. The record is from RefSeq and is a predicted model, not a curated record. NCBI's taxonomy places the organism in Eukaryota, Apicomplexa, Aconoidasida, Haemosporida, Plasmodiidae. The transcript has a single exon. Gene Ontology annotation, molecular function: protein binding. Bases 1 to 1221 code for a protein of 406 amino acids.